This is a messenger RNA of Ostreococcus lucimarinus CCE9901, 1581 nucleotides long. It is a transcript of the gene FBP1, whose product is annotated as F-box protein. Bases 1 to 1581 code for a protein of 526 amino acids. Gene Ontology annotation, biological process: SCF-dependent proteasomal ubiquitin-dependent protein catabolic process. Gene Ontology annotation, cellular component: SCF ubiquitin ligase complex. Gene Ontology annotation, molecular function: protein binding. The record is from RefSeq and is a predicted model, not a curated record. NCBI's taxonomy places the organism in Eukaryota, Viridiplantae, Chlorophyta, Mamiellophyceae, Mamiellales, Bathycoccaceae. The transcript has a single exon.
AUGGCGUUCGCUUUCAGAUCCGACGUCCUCCCCGACGUCGGCUCGGGCGCUCUCGCGGCCGUCGAUAUCACCGCAUUGAUCGACGCGUUCGCGGGACUCGACGCCGAGGUCGUGCGCGACGUCGCGAGGCAAUGCGAAGGCGUCAAAGAUGCAAUCGCUUUAUUGCGCGGACUGUGUCCAGAACGGCCUCCCGUCGCGCACGACGUCGCGCACGGGCACGCGUUCGGUGACGUUCUCCCCGACGACGUUCGCGAUGUGAUAUUUAAGUCACUGAGCGCGAGGGACGCCGCGGUGCUGGCGUGCACGUGCAAAGAGUUCAGAGCGCUCGUGGCGUCGUGGCGACGCGACGCGCGAAGAAUCGCGCCGCCCGCGAAUGCGCGCGCGCGAACGACGAUUGAGACGUUCGCCUCGGAUGUAGUUCGCCUGGGAGGGAUGAUUCGUGCGUAUCCGAACGUUAGCGCUGUGAGCUUUCGAAAGAUGGGCGAGACGCUGAAGCCACCGGCGGAUAGCGCCGAAGACGACUGGGAACGUUUGUCGAAUGUUUUGACCGCCGUCGCGGCAAAUAACGCGUCACAGUCGAUCGAGUCGAUAGACUUCGAGGGAUGCGGGGAGUGGUUGAGCGAGUACGGAGUGGUGGCGAUCGCGGAGCGGUGUCGAGAGAUUUUUCCCGCGUUAACGUCCAUCGCGUGGACUCGCGCUCGAGCGCUCAGAUCGAGUGGUCUGUCUCGAGCUUUGGCACCUUAUGGGGACACCCUUCGCGAACUCAAACUCGUGGGAUGUGUGUCUCUGGACGAAGAAGCAAUUUACGGCGCCCUGGAUGUCGCGCGAUGUUUGCGCGUGUUGGAUGUGACGGGUUGUUCGGGCGUCAAACGACUCGUCCUCGGCGCACACGUCGCUACGCGACUCGAACGCCUGAAAGCGGUCAACUGUAAGUCAAUGACGAAUUUUUCAAUUCGUCGGACCUCUGAUUCGAGCGCGUUGAACGCCGUAAACGUCGCCGACUGCGGCUCGUUGCGAGAGCUGCAAGUGCAAUCCGGCUCCGUGGAGACGAUAAGCGCGGCGGGAUGCAAGGCGCUGGAGACCUUCAACGCGUACGCGCCAAAGUGUGAGACGUUGCUGAUGAAUAAAUGUGCCAGUCUGCGAGCUGUGACGGAAGAGAUGAACACCGUUCGUUCGAAGUUACCCGCGGUCAAGACGCUCAAGCUCGAUAGUUGUAAAGUGCUGACGUCGAGUGGCUUUGCCGACAUCCUUAAUAUGUGCGGCGGCUCGCUUGUCGAGCUCAGCGCGGAGGGGUGCUUCAGCAUCGAGCGUGCAUUUAUUUCGUCGCCACAUCUUGUGCGAUGUGCGCUGAGUGGGUGUCCCGCGCUGCAAGUCGCGCGUAUCUCUAGCGCAAACUGCCGAGAGUUCGUGGCUCGAGCGUGCAAAACGCUCACGGAGGUGCGAUUCGAGUCGGGAACGUACGAUCUUGGGACUUUUGACGUGCGAAAUUCCGGGACGUUGAAGCGAGUCGUUGGCGUCAGGCGGCAUCGUGUUCGAAAUUUGGACGUUGACGGGUGUGGGUCGUCGCUCGAGUUCAUUUAG